Molecule: messenger RNA, 1365 nt
Organism: Ascoidea rubescens DSM 1968
Lineage: Eukaryota; Fungi; Ascomycota; Saccharomycetes; Ascoideales; Ascoideaceae
Product: GTP-binding protein YchF
Exons: 2
Coding region: 1-1266 (421 amino acids)
Cellular component (GO): cytoplasm
Molecular function (GO): ATP binding; GTP binding; ATP hydrolysis activity
Source: RefSeq, a predicted model, not a curated record
AUGUUAUCAGAGGCACGUGAUCAGAGUGAAAAAUUUGAGGUUUUGAAUGGGAAAGAGCUCAAUAAGAUUAAAUUUUUCGGUAAAAUCUCGAAUAAUUUGAGCAGUGGGAUCAUUGGGUUGGCGAAUGUUGGCAAGUCCAGUUUUUUUCAAAAUAUUACCAGAAGCAAAUUGGGAAAUCCUGGGAAUUAUCCAUUUGCUACAAUAAAACCCGAAGAGAGUCGGGUAUUGGUGCCAUCAAAACGGUUAAAUGUGUUGAGUGAAAUAUAUAAGUCAAAGAAGAAGAUUGGGGCCUUUUUGAAUGUUAUCGACAUUGCUGGGUUGACCAAAGGAGCAUCUAAGGGAGAAGGGCUAGGAAAUCAGUUUUUGAAUGAUAUCAAGAAUGUUGAUGGGAUAUUUCAAAUGGUUCGGGGGUUUAAUAAGAAAGAGAUUGUGCAUAUUGAAGGCGAUGUUAAUCCUGUGAGAGACUUAGAGAUUGUAUUUGAUGAAUUGAUAUUAAAAGAUAUGGAGUAUCUUGAGAAUCAUUUAGUUAAAAUGGAGAAGAAGAAGAAAGGCGAAGGAAAGAACAGUGGAGUGGUUAAAGAGAUUGAAGUUGUCAAAAAGGCAUUAGAAUCAUGUCUUUACAAGAAUAUUCGGAUUAUGAAUUUUGAUUGGAGCAACGAUGAGAUUGAGGUUUUGAAUCAAUUCAAUCUCUUGACUUCAAAGCCUGUUGUGUAUUUGCUUAAUGUGUCAAAGGAGGAUUAUUUGAGCAACAGAAACGAGUAUUAUGAGGAUGUUAAAAAAUGGAUAUCAGCAAAUUCAGCAAAUGACGAGUUGAUUAUGUUUUCAUCGGAAUACGAAAGCGAACUCAACGAGAGAGCUGAAGCUGAGGGCGAGCUCCAGAAAGAAAUGGAAGAAUACGAAGAACCUUCGGAUAAGGACGAGAAGUACGACGGGAGCGUUUUGCCGAAGAUUAUCAAGACGAUGCGACGCAGGCUCCGGUUGAUCAGCUUCUUCACCUGCGGACCUGUCGAAGCACGGGAGUGGACGAUCCGCAAAGGUACGACAGCGCCGGAGGCAGCCGGAGUGAUUCAUACGGAUCUUCAGAACAACUUUAUCUGCGCCGAAGUGCUGGCGUACGGGGACGUUGCGUGCGAGCUUCCGAACGCAACCAAGUUCGAUUCGUCCAAGCUAGCCAAGACCGGCCGUGUUGCGCGUGUGGGCAGCUCGUACACGGUGCGGGACGGCGAUGUUGUCUUGAUAAAGGCGGGUAAUAUGCGCGCUCGUUAGGGGGUCUGCGCUGCCGGGGUCUGCACUGUAACGUGGUGCCACAAACCAGGGGGGAGGGACGGCAGUGACGUCUUUUUCUGGGAUGGGUCUUUUUUUAUC